This is a messenger RNA of Paramecium sonneborni, 789 nucleotides long. NCBI's taxonomy places the organism in Eukaryota, Ciliophora, Oligohymenophorea, Peniculida, Parameciidae. The record is from the annotation of a GenBank genome assembly.
AUCACAGUUGUUCCUGUUUUCAAUGUGGCUCAUCCAAUAAAAAACUUAAGACUCUUUCUAAGAAAUUCUUACCUUUUCAUACCCAAAUGUCCGUUCAAAGAAAAAAUAGAUUGAUCAAAAGAUUUGUUAAUGCUGUCUAUUGCAUUAUAUAUUUAAUUCAAAAACGAAGAAGGUUAAAAAAAAAAGAAAAACAAAAAAAAAUGUAUCGAUUCAAAACUAAACUCAAUUUUGAUGCAUCUCCUCUCAUGCCUCCUUAAACAUAAUAAGGUUUAUCAAUUUAAAAUGAUGAGAAGCAACAUUCACAAAAUAAUCAAUUAUAAUCUUUUCAGGCUAAAAUCAUUGAUAACAAACUUAAAUAACGAAAAUCAAUCAGAGUUUAUCUAUAAUAAAAAUUAAAUGAAAAAGGUAUUCAUCUCUCAUUACUAUAUAGAUUCUUAGUAUGUUUUACCCAAAAUUCAUAAAAUUACGACUAAUUCCUUUACAACUAUUUAACCAUUAAGAUUUUCCAAAAAUGAUAAAAAUGAUGAAUAAAAAUCAUCACGUUUGUCAACAUAAAUAAAAAUCACACCAUAAACUGAAUAUAGUCCAACUACAUUAAAUAAUUACUCUCCAUAUUUUAAAAACAUUACUUCAAGAAAUCAUAUUGAUAGUAUUAUUCAAAAUUCUUUUAUUAAAACCCCCAGAACAAUGAUUAAAAGUAUUUCAUCAGAAUAACUCGUUCAAAAUUAAUAAAAGCAUCUAUUUCACUCUAGAAAAAACACUCCAUCAACAUUAAAAGGAAUUUUUUGA